Messenger RNA from Sparassis crispa, 1092 nucleotides. Its product is annotated as DNase I-like protein. NCBI's taxonomy places the organism in Eukaryota, Fungi, Basidiomycota, Agaricomycetes, Polyporales, Sparassidaceae. The transcript has 6 exons. The coding region runs from base 1 to 1092 and encodes 363 amino acids. Gene Ontology annotation, molecular function: 3'-5'-RNA exonuclease activity. The record is from RefSeq and is a predicted model, not a curated record.
AUGGUCUCCACCUGUAUCGCAUUACUCCUAUCAUCGUUGCUUUUCUACAUCAAAGGAGGGAUACCUUCCAUCCCGGACUCGACUGGCUUGCAAUUCCCUUUCUCCUCGACCAACGCUCAUCGAUCGGCGAUAAUGCGCGUAGCAACAUACAAUUUACGCUAUGACUCGCAGCCGGAUGGGAUCACAGUGCAACAGUCUCUCGAUGCUAUUCCCGACCCACUUGUUCGGCCUCCGUUCUUGCAAAAGACCGGAGAACAGCCUUGGAGUCUUCGAAGAAUCAAGGUUGCCCAGCAGCUACUCAACGAAGACCUUACGCUCAUUGGAUUCCAGGAAGCGCUUGUCAGGCAAGUGAAGGACCUCGCCGACUUGCUCGGAGAUGACUGGGCGUGGGUAGGUGUAGGCCGCGACGACGGUCGAGCAGCUGGAGAAUUCUGUCCGAUCUUUUACAAAAAAUCAGCUCUACGAUUGAUCUCAUACAAUUCCUUCUGGCUUUCCGACAAUCCGUUCGAGCCCUCCAGAUACCCCGGUGCAGGCUCUCACAGAGUCUGCACAGUCGCGCACUUCGCCUCCGGUCCCAGAAAUUUCGGCGCAGAAACGAAUUUGACGCUAUUGAAUACUCACCUUGACGACAGGUCCGACGCUCAGCGUCGUGUUGGCGCUGCACUCCUUCUCACUCGCGCACGUUACGAAGCAUACAAGACAGGUGGCCCCGUAUUUAUCACGGGCGACUUCAACAGUGCAGCUACUGGGUACGAUUCGGGUGCAUACCAAAUCACCACUGGAGCAAUCCCGGCUCCGGCAAUUAACUCAUCCUUCGUGGAGAAAUACGCGGUGCCCGACACGUCUCUCCCAAACUUCGUUAUGCACGACCUGAAGGGGCAUACACCGAAGCUACGUGUCUCCGGUGACUUUGCUACUUUCACUGGAUUCAACAGACCCGGGGACAGCUCGGUCUUCACCCGGAUUGACUUUAUAUUCGGUGGGAGCAAUGGUGGCUGGACUGCGGAUGCCUACAAGGUCGGAUCGGCGCUCACAGACGAUGGAGUUAUAGCCAGUGACCAUCGUCCAGUCUACGCCGAUAUCUCAGUCUAG